GUUCCCUGUCCGGGGGACAGAUCCACCAUGGCAGUGUCGUUUCGUUUGACAAGAGAGGACUCACCAACAUCUUUCUUCAAUUCCUGGAUCUUUAGUCCUUCUAUAAUUCUGAGUGCCGGUCUCUGUCUUGUCACAAGCAAACGACCCGUCGGCGAUGCUUGCCUCCGGAUAAAGGAGGAGCUCGUUUGUAGGUGUGGCUCAAACCCAGCCACGCCCUGUCGGGAGCAACGAGCUCCACCCUCAGUAUCUCUUUUUGACUUUCUCCAAUUUCUCUCUUUUGGGGUGGGCGCCAUCAUUGCCAUGAGCUUCAGACUGACAGUAGAAUAUGAGCCAGACAGAUCACCGGGUGAUGACACAGCCUCAUUCAUUAUGGAGAUAUCCCGGAUGAGUAAGCUGUCAGAGAUAUCUCACAGCAUAUACAAACACAUUGAGUCUAACCUAAGACAACCAGAGGACCAGUAUGCCCUCUAUUGGACUGAAAACAAAAUGUGGCUGACUGCAGAUAGACCAAUUGGUCGAUUGUUGCGUGGAGUAAGAUCAGCUAGUGUGCAAUACAGGAGGAGACUAAACCCAUACAAACUGAGGUUUCUAGAUGCAUCUUCAAAGAUUGUCAUACUUGAUGAAUCCCAACCAGUCAAGGAUUUAGUGAACUCAAUAUGCAAACAACUAACAUUGGGACAUCCAGAAGAAGUUUCUCUUGUUGUUGCAGUUGACUAUGCCAUCACCAAACAUCAUCCUGCCGUGAAGCAAGAUAUAGCUAAGUCUCCAAUCAUUGCUGGUAGAAAGGACCUUACUCUACACACCUCCUUAUCUGAUACUUCUUCAAGCAGUCUCUCACCCAAAGCAAGAAGAAAGUUUGUUAGACCUGCUAGUGCUGAUGUAACACAACCAGUUAGUGGCUCUGAGAGACCAGGGAGUGGAAAACUUAGAAGAAAGUCGCAAAUUGUAGCCAUUUCUAAGAAAAAACAGCUGUCAAAGAAGUAUCAGAUUCGUAUUGACACCCCAUGGCUUGACCCGUCAAAGACUCUAACAGAACAAGAAGUAUCACCACAGGAUGAACUGAUACUGAUGUAUAGAUAUUACUAUCAUAUGGACCUGGAGAAAGAAUCAAAGGAAACUGAAAUGCUAUACAAGCAAGCAAGGGCUAUGUUCUUAGCUGGUGAAAUGAUGUCAAGUUCUGAGCUGAUUCCUAAGUUCAUUGCACUUCUCUGCCAAAUAACUAAAGGAGACUUCGUAUCAAAAGAAGAGACGCAAGAUAUUCUUACAAAGUUGAAAAGAUUACUAGUACCUCCUAAAUACAAGCCAAAAAAUAUUGCUAAAGAUGUGUCCCUGUACUACAAGCUAUUGAAGGGACUAUCAGCUAAUGACGGCAAGUGCUGGUUCAUUAAGUUGUGGUCCACCUGUCAUCUCUUUGGAAUGGAGUUCUUCUCUUGCAGCAACACUGAAAUAAAAGAGAAAGGGCUAGUUGGAAUAUCAAAAGAAAAAAUAUUAUUUUUACAUUCGAACAAUAAGAAGAAGAACAAAGACUGGGAUAUGUCCUCACUAACGCACUGGGAACAGGAUGAAAUUGGUGACAUUGUUACUCUAUUUUUUGGUGAUGAAAGGCUAAAGGUCCAAGUACAAGAUUAUUCGAGUGUCCUAGUUGACUGCUUGAAAGGUCACCAGGAGCUGAGAGAGUCAUUUCCACCUGCUUUAUAUCAGCUAGGACAGCAGGAGUAUCAGUUUAGUGAUGCUGGGAGUUUGAGCUCUGAGUUUAAAAAGUAUUUCAACAUUGCUGAGACUAAGAGAGGUCACAAGAGGGCGGGGUCACUCACAUACAGCGAAGUGUGCUUUGCAGAUAAAAUAACUGAGAAUCCACUAGUUUCGCCAGAAGAAGAGGAGGUACUUCAAAAAGAAGAGAUGUGGGAGAACCCUGCCUUUGAGAACCUUGACCAGCUCAUGGAGGAAAGGUUCAGUUUUCUUGAUUUUGAUGAAGAUGUGACAGAAGAGCAGCCCCCAGGAUCUGAUUCACCACUGGAUGGUAUUAAGCUAGAAGUCCCUCCUAAAGUAACCAUAAGGACAGCUGGUUCUACAGGAGGUGCCCCCCACCAUUAUCCCAGCCCUCUACUCCGAGCAAGCACUAGCUCAACCAAGCAACGGACCAGUAGCGGCAGCAGUAGUAGUGAUGAUUCAUAAAUAUACUAAUAGUUUUAAAUGCUUUUAUAUUUGUUGUGUCUGGGAUAUUUUGGUGAUUUCAUUUUGGUUUUGUGAAUUGAAUUAUUAA
This is a messenger RNA of Amphimedon queenslandica, 2263 nucleotides long. RefSeq names its product fermitin family homolog 1-like. Gene Ontology annotation, biological process: actin cytoskeleton organization; cell-cell adhesion. The record is from RefSeq and is a predicted model, not a curated record. The coding region runs from base 28 to 2175 and encodes 715 amino acids. Gene Ontology annotation, cellular component: plasma membrane; cytoplasm; cytoskeleton. The transcript has 21 exons. Lineage: Eukaryota; Metazoa; Porifera; Demospongiae; Haplosclerida; Niphatidae.